AAUGACUUGAAUUAAAUGCCGCUUGCCUCCGUCGUUUAAAGAAAGUGAAAUUAGCCGUCAGUACAACAAUCGAAAAGAGAAGACGUUGUUCUUCGAUCUUUCAACCAUUGGAGCAGUUUCUUGAAGAUUUCCUGUAACCUUAUUGCGCAAAGUUUUGGUGAGUGUGUUUCUUUAUAAACGACAAAAUCAACUUCAAUAAUCCGGAUGAAUAUUCGAGAAGAUAUCUUUCCACAAAUAGCUAGGAACUCUUUUGAAACUGUGGAUUCAAUUAGAAGCCUAAAGUGCCUAAAAGGCGUGGUCUUUCCACAUUCGGCAGUAAUUUUAUUCAGAAUGGCGAAUUUCAUACUAUCGCCUUGGAUUCGAACUCAUCUCUGCACAUUCAAAAUGAAGCGCGGUCCUCUUGAUAGGUUCUUUCAAGGUCAAAAAACUCUUGAAACUGAUUCCGGAAAGAGUGACUUCAAUGUAAAAAAGUCUAGAAUACAGUCACAAAACUUGCAGAAACUUUUGCCAGAUGUUGACAAAGAAAAUGCAAGUAUGGAUACUGGUCGAAAUUCUCAUAAAAGUCCGAAUCGUUUUGUAGAAUCUUUGGGAACACUAGUAGACGAGCUUCUCGUGGAUCUGGAGCCUUCCUGGAAGAAGCAACUAUACCCUAUGUUGGACCAGAAAACUUUAGAAAAUUUGGCUCAAUUUGUAUUGCAAGAACGUAAGAGAAAGGUUAUCUUUCCACCAGAGCCUUUGGUAUUCAACGCAUUUAAAAAAUGUCCUUUUAACAAAGUAAGGGUUGUUAUUGUUGGUCAAGAUCCUUACCAUGGUCCUGGCCAAGCUCAUGGUCUUUGCUUUUCGGUACCUACAGGAGUCAAAUGUCCUCCAAGUUUGGAAAAUAUUUUCAAGGAACUAGAAACUGAUAUUCCUGGUUAUAGACGACCAGCACAGGGAAAUUUGGAACAUUGGUCUGAACAAGGUGUCCUUCUGUUAAACUCUGUUCUCACUGUGGAGGCACAUAAACCCGCUUCUCAUUCCAAUAGAGGUUGGGAGUAUUUUACAAACGAGGUCAUAAAGCUGUUGAAUGUCAACUGCAAUGGAAUUAUAUUCCUUUUAUGGGGAAAGUAUGCCCAACAAAAAGGAAAAGAUAUUGACCGAAAGAGGCAUCAUGUUCUUAUUGCAGCACAUCCAAGUCCUUAUUCUGCAGCAAAUGGCUGGUUUGGCUGUCGACAUUUUUCGAAAGUGAACGAUAUUCUCAAAUCAAAGCAAGAAGUUCCUAUCAAUUGGUAAAUAAUAAUGAGUAUAUCUUUCGCUUGUUGGCGACAUAUCUCUUUGUCAAGAAUUAUAUUCAAAUA
Galdieria sulphuraria is the source of this 1337-nucleotide messenger RNA. Its product is annotated as uracil-DNA glycosylase. The record is from RefSeq and is a predicted model, not a curated record. Lineage: Eukaryota; Rhodophyta; Bangiophyceae; Galdieriales; Galdieriaceae. Gene Ontology annotation, cellular component: mitochondrion; nucleus. Gene Ontology annotation, molecular function: uracil DNA N-glycosylase activity. The coding region runs from base 205 to 1272 and encodes 355 amino acids. Gene Ontology annotation, biological process: base-excision repair; base-excision repair, AP site formation via deaminated base removal. The transcript has 13 exons.